Molecule: messenger RNA, 3115 nt
Organism: Cornus florida
Lineage: Eukaryota; Viridiplantae; Streptophyta; Magnoliopsida; Cornales; Cornaceae
Product: lysine-specific histone demethylase 1 homolog 1
Exons: 1
Coding region: 230-2713 (827 amino acids)
Cellular component (GO): nucleus
Molecular function (GO): protein binding; oxidoreductase activity
Source: RefSeq, a predicted model, not a curated record
AUGGAGUAAAUUGUUAGCAAGAAUUGGAGGAAUAGAGAGCCCUAAUUGAAUAAAGUCCCAAAACCCUAGUCUACUGACGUACCAACACUGAGCCCUAAUUUAAUUUGGAAAUUUGGACUGAAACACAUAGAAGUAACACAUUCAAGUACACACUCCACAGGGAGGGAAAAAAAAAAAAAAAAAAAAGUACACUCCACAAAAUCUGAGAACUUUGACUCACACCAAUCACAUGGAAACAUCCGAUACUCCACCCGAAAUCUCCGACAGCCUCAACAAUGUCACCUCCGACGAUUCUUUUCCCGGAGACCACCACUCUCCUCCUCCCCAUACCACACCCGAACCCCCCGUAUCUGACUCUCAGCUCGACGACACUUCCGAACCGGUCCCCAACGACCCUGAACAACCCGAGCCCGGUUUACCCAACGACGAACCCGGUCCGCCACCGCCCAAGAAACGUCGUCGCCGGAAGAAGCUCUUCCCGGAGAUGAUCUCGUCGGCGGCAGCCGUCACCGGCCUACGGGUCCUCCGGCCCCACUCCAGACAAAACGAGAAAUUGGCGGACGAGAUGGUUGAAAUCGACGACGCUAUUUCGCUCUCCAAGAACGGCCGGCGCAUCUCCGACGUCGCCAAGGAAGUCGACGUGGAGGCGCUGAUCGCGAUCUCCGUCGGCUUCCCCGUCGACUCGCUCACCGAGGAGGAGAUCGAAGCCAACGUGGUGUCGCAAAUCGGCGGCGUCGAACAGGCGAACUACAUCGUCGUUCGGAACCACAUUCUUUCUCGUUGGCGAUCGAACGUCUCGGUCUGGAUGACAAAAGAUGAUGCCAUGGAGUGGAUUCGAGCUCAGCACCGAGAUCUAGUCGAUUCUGCCUACACUUUCUUGCUCAAUCAUGGUUACAUCAACUUCGGCCUCGCUCCGGCCAUCAAAGAAUCGAAAUUACGGCCACCAGAUGGCGCACCAAAGGCCAAUGUCAUCAUAGUCGGAGCUGGACUCGCCGGAUUGGUCGCCGCAAGGCAAUUGAUCUUUCUAGGGUUUAAGGUCGUUGUGCUGGAGGGUCGCAGCCGUCCUGGUGGCCGUGUCCGGACAAAGAAGAUGUGCGGCGGUGGCGAGGGAGUGGUGGCGGCGGCGGAUCUUGGCGGAAGCGUCCUCACCGGAAUCAAUGGGAACCCACUUGGGGUUCUUGCUAGGCAAUUAGGGUAUCCACUUCAUAAGGUGAGAGAUAUAUGCCCUUUGUAUUUACCCGAUGGUAGAACUGUAAAUUCCGAAAUGGAUUCUCGAGUUGAAGCUUCUUUCAAUAAAUUGUUAGAUAGGGUUUGUAAACUUAGGCAAUCAAUGAUGGAGGAAGUGAAAUCAGUAGAUGUUUCAUUAGGGACAGCACUCGAGGCGUUCCGCUGCGUUUUUGGGGUGGCAGAGGAUCCCCAAGAGCGAAUGCUCUUGAAUUGGCACCUUGCAAACCUAGAGUACGCAAAUGCAACCUUGAUGUCGAAUUUGUCGAUGGCGUUUUGGGAUCAAGAUGAUCCCUAUGAGAUGGGUGGUGAUCACUGUUUCAUUCCCGGAGGGAAUGAGAGGUUUAUCAGGGCAAUGGCGGAGGACCUCCCGAUUUUCUAUGACCGGCCGGUGGAGAGUAUAAGAUAUGGAGUUGAUGGGGUUUUGGUGUAUGCAGGUGGGCAAGAGUACCGUGGGGACAUGGUUCUUUGCACGGUGCCAUUGGGUGUGCUCAAGAAGGGAUCAAUUGAGUUUGUCCCGGAGCUUCCAAAGCGAAAAACAGAUGCAAUUGAAAGAUUAGGAUUUGGAUUGCUAAAUAAGGUUGCAAUGUUGUUUCCCUAUGAUUUUUGGGGUGGUGAAAUUGAUACAUUUGGUCAUUUGGCCGAGGACUCGAGUAUGAGGGGCGAGUUCUUUUUGUUUUAUAGCUAUUCGUCUGUUUCAGGAGGCCCACUACUUGUAGCUCUUGUUGCUGGUGAAGCUGCAAUUAACUUUGAAAUGAUGUCUCCAGUUGCAUCUGUAGAGAGGGUACUAGAUAUUUUGAGGGCAAUUUUCGAUCCAAAAGGGAUUUCUGUUCCUAAUCCACUUCAGGCGGUUUGUACUCGUUGGGGACAAGAUCAGUUCACAUACGGGUCAUACUCUUAUGUUGCGGUUGGGUCUUCAGGCGAUGAUUAUGAUAUUCUUGCAGAGAGUGUCGGAGAUGGGAGGGUUUUCUUUGCUGGAGAGGCGACUAACAAACAGUAUCCAGCAACAAUGCACGGAGCUUUUCUUAGUGGCAUGAGAGAGUCAGCUAAUAUGUUGAGAGUUGCUAAGAGGAGGUCAUUGGUACUGGCUGAAAAAUCAAAUAAUAUCAAUGCAGAAAGUGAUGUAGAUAAAUUGUUUGACACUCCUGACCUUACAUUUGGUAGCUUCUCUGUUCUGUUCGAUCCCAAUUCUACUGAUUUCGAGUCUAAUUCUUUGUUAAAAGUUGCAUUCAGAGGUGAAAAAUUGGGCUCUGGCUGUAUACAUCUUUAUGGCUUGAUAAGAAGGAAGCAGGUUGCUGAGCUGAGUGAACUGGAUGGAGAUGUAAGCAGGAUGAGAAUGUUAAAUCGAGAUUUUCAGGUAAGGUUGGUUGGGCGGAGAGGUUUAUGUAGUUCUGCAGAAUCUCUCAUUACCUGCAUUAAAUCAGCUAGAUCCGACGUUACCCAAGGAUUUCAGAACAACACUGGCCUCCGAAACACAGAGUUCUCUUGAACAAUUUUAAGCAAUAAUAGGCAUUAUUGGCUAACCCAUUGCUUUGAAAGUUGUAAAUGGUCAGAAUUCUUCCAAUAUUGACUUGAUGAAGGGAGCUCUUAGAAUAAUUUAUUCCCCAUGGAUGUGAAGCUUGUUGGACUAAAAAGCCUUCUCCUUGUUGUACAGUAAUAACAAAUUCUAGGGUUAGAUUCUUGGAUCCGAAUGAAACACAAAAUUGGUCCGAUUUCACGAGGCUUAAAACCUUGUGUUGAAUUCCUUGAGAGGUAGCUAGAUGAUUAUGACAUCUCUAUGUAAUUUUAUUUUAUUUUUAAUUUUAUUUUUUUUUUCUGCUCACGAUGUCGUGUGUACUUCCAUCUUUGCGGAGGAAAUUGAUAAAUUGAAUGUCAUUUUCUAUUUGUUGUG